GACGAAAUAAAUAGAUCGACUGUUUGAAUUCUAGCCAAGGAGGAGUAAAGAGAUUGACUACUCUCUAAAUUGUUGGCAUACCCUUUUAUUCUGUUAUAAUUAUUUUUUUUUUUCCACAAUUAAAAUUCAAUUAAAAAGAAAAAUAGAAAACAAGAACUACCAUUCAUCUUUGUUUCAUAAUUGUUUCAAAAUAUGAGUUCAAAUCACAUACUGAAGGAUGGUACUCCUAUAAAUAAAAGAGUUCUCGAAGAGAUUCAGAACACAACUGGAAAUAAGAGAAAGUCAUUAGGUUUUGAAAUGGUAAAAAUCGAUGACACAUCUAUAGUGGGACUAAAUGAUUCGUUUAUUCCUCCUAAGAGAGUUUAUUCCUUACCAAAAGGAGCUACCAAAUCAUCAAUUCCAACUUCAAUAGACCUUGAUCUACAACAUAUAAAAAAAUUAUCAUAUAUAAAUCAAAACUUGAAGAAAAUGGCACAUGGAUCAAACCAAACCAAGAACAAUCUUAAUACCAGUAUUCCUCACAAUAGUAAUAAUAACUCCACGUUGAGGUCUAGAAUGAAUAAAGUUGAAGAUACGUAUAAUAAGGACAUUUUAAACUUGACCGAAACUCAACGAGACCUUGAUAGUCGAUUUAAAGAAAUGUCAUCUAAGGCAGAUUCAUUGGAAAGAGAAUUAAUUGAUGUUAAACGAUCAUUGAAAAAAGUGAACCAUCAAAUAUCUGAAACAAAGAUACAUAUCAAUUCUCUGCAUAAAAGGUUUGAAUAUAUGGAACUGACAGUAAUGAAAAAUGUUCUUAAUAAAGAAAAACUAGUAAACAUUCAAAUAGAACAGUUAUCAAAAGAACUUGAUGGGAAGUAUCAAGAGGUUACUUAUCAAGUAGAAGGUGAACUUAAAAAUGCAAAGUCAUAUAAGGAUAAAACGGUUAUGGAAGAAAUCAACAAGCUUCAAAGACAAAAAGAACAAUUGGAACAACAAUUGGAGGAGACAAAAGGUCGUAAAAUACAGACUUUGAAGGGAGAAGCUCAAGAUUUGGAAAAAGAACUUGAUAAGUUCUUAAAGAAUAAGUCUUCAGAAUCCAAGAAAUUAUCAACAAAGUUUCAAGAACAGCAAGAAAAGCUUCAUCAAAUGGAAAAGGAACUUUCUAAGUUGAAUCAUAUAAAACAAAAGAAGCAAGAUGAAGUAGACAAUUUAGAAAAAGGGAUUAUCCGGAUGCAGACAUUGUUAGAUAACGUUUCACUGGUUAGAGCGGAUUUACUACUGAAGAAGACAAAACUUGAAAUAGCUAUAACUGAAUUAAAACAACGAGAUAAUUCAUUGAAUACAAAACUCGAAGAAACCCAACUAGUAUAUCAAAAUUCACUUGAAAGAUUUCAACGAGAAGAGGAUCAUCGGAAAUUUCUUGAAAAUUCGAUAUGGAAUCAUGAAGGUAAAUUAAGAGUUUAUAUUCUUGUUGAUAUGGACAAUCAAGUCAAUUUUGAUGAAAAUUGUAUCAGUAUUGGAAGUAAAAAGUAUGAAUUCAAUAAAGUUCUUAAUAUGAAUCAAGAGACAAAUUCCUCGAUAUUUGGAGAAUACAGUUCAAUGAUUGACAGUGUCGCUUAUGGGAUAAAUUGCUCUAUACUUCUUUCUGGAGAAAAAUUCAAGAAUGGUGGACUCCUUCGUGAUUCGACCAUUCAAACCUUUCAAUUAUUAGAGGAGAGAUGCAAAACUGUUUCGUCUGACAAAAAUUGGCGAUUUCAAUUUCAAUAUAGUUACAUUGCAGUAAACGGAACCGCUUGUCUAGACUUAUUGAAUAAUGAAAAUUCCGUUGAAACAAAUAAUGAAGGUUCUUGGGAAGAUUUGCAUUGCAAAACGACAACAAUCAUGACUAAAGAUGAUAUAAAACUACAUAACUAUGAUGGGGUAGUUGUAUCAAUUUUGACAAUGGAUGCCAUUAAUGAAAAACUGCUUAAAUGUUUUAAAUCCACCAUAGUUCAUAUGGAUAUUUCAAGCUUGACAUUAGAUCAACAGUCUGCUUACUUGAAAGAAGUUGAUACACCUUCUUCGUCCCAGAGUAUUGGACGAUUCUUACUGACAUGUUUCAAAUACAGUACUUUUUUAAACAUCUCAAGGUUGCACUCAAUCAAUAAUGACAAUGUUUCUGACUUUAUAAAUGUGUGUGAAACAUUGAAAGCAAAGAAUUCGCCUUAUAUGGGAAGAAAUUUACUUGUUUAAAGAAUAAAUUUGUGUAUAUUUAUAGAGCUUAUUUAUUAUAAUACAGGGUAGAAGGAAAGAUUUGUCUAUGGAGUUCUUUGA
Molecule: messenger RNA, 2292 nt
Organism: [Candida] anglica
Lineage: Eukaryota; Fungi; Ascomycota; Pichiomycetes; Serinales; Debaryomycetaceae
Source: the annotation of a GenBank genome assembly